CUGGAAUUUCCCUUGAAGUACGGAGUACGUACUACGUAACCCUCAGGCUCAGGCGCACAGCUAUAACCCAUCCUCAGUAAAGCCUGCGUUGAGCAUGACAACCAGCUUCUCCACUUCUCUCAGAAUGCGUUCCACGAGGACGCCGCCACCAGACAUCCUCCGCUAUAUACUUUUACGAUUGCCGGUAAAAUCUCUCCUCCGUCUCCAAAGCGUUUGUAAAGAGUGGCGUUCGUUAAUACAAGAUUCAGAUUUCAACCAUUCAUAUUCUCACAAAGAACGACUGAUUGUGGUAUCUGAAUCAUCUGAUACGCCGAGACAUGCCAAGCUCAACAGAUUUAUCGUUAGUUCCGUUAACCAAAACUUUCAGCUUGAAAAGGUUUACUAUUUCACAGAGCAUUUGUCCCUUCUUAAUGGAACAUACUUCCAUCGGCGUCAUGUUCUGGGUUCUUGCAACGGAUUGGUGCUUCUGUCGGUGGAUACCCAUAUUUUUCUGUGGAAUCCAUCCACCCGACAUUGUAUAAAAGUGCUUGAACAUGAAUGCUUGAAAUAUUCUGUAAGAGGCUUUGCUUCAGGAUUUUGUUAUGACUCUUCCAGAGGAGACUACAAGGCUGUCCUAUUACUUCCCCAUUUUGUGAUUGUUGCCAGCCUCAGACAGAAAGAGUGGAGACAAGUGUCCUUCCCUUAUGACCUGCUUUCUCGCAGAGCAUCCCUUCACUUUCGUAAUAUAUUUCAUUUGGCACUAAACGAUGUAAGGUUUCAAGACUUCCGUUAUUCAGGAUGCGAGAAGAUUGUGUAUUUUGAUCCGGUUAGUGAAAAGUUUGAAGUGCUUCCUACCUCUAAAGUUAAGGAGGGAGGAAUCAACAUCAUAGGUGCUUUAGGAGUUAUACAGGGUUGUCUUUCUAUGGCUCUCUAUGAGAAUCAUACUAUAGAAAUACUUACCAUGAAGGAAUAUGGUGUUGCAGAAUCAUGGGUUACUUUGUAUACUGUAUCAUGGCUUCAACUCCUUGUUGGCAGCUAUUGCAGAGUAACGUUUUACUCUCUGAAGAAUAAUGUUCUCAUUUGGUAUUGGGGUGAAAGGAAGAUAUUUGUUAUUGAUAUGAUGACAAAAGAAAGACAGAAUGUAUUAGGCGGGAUAAGAGAUGAAAACAUUGUUGAUACUUGUUUGUAUGUUGAAAGUCUCGCUUCACCUCAUGAAUAUACUUGGGUUUAUGAGCAGCACAAACACUUUUCCAAGAAGAUCAAAUGGAUACAACCCACAUUUGAGAAAAUGAAUGAAGUAGAGGAGGGACAACAAUAAUUAAAAGAUAUCAUAUUAUAUGAGGUGAGGCUCAACCAGAUCGAUGCAUGUCAUACUUUGUUCCAUUUUUU
Cuscuta epithymum is the source of this 1368-nucleotide messenger RNA. NCBI's taxonomy places the organism in Eukaryota, Viridiplantae, Streptophyta, Magnoliopsida, Solanales, Convolvulaceae. The record is from the annotation of a GenBank genome assembly.